Chelonoidis abingdonii (Abingdon island giant tortoise) is the source of this 3729-nucleotide messenger RNA. RefSeq names its product V-set and transmembrane domain containing 5 (gene VSTM5). Gene Ontology annotation, cellular component: plasma membrane; axon; dendrite. Lineage: Eukaryota; Metazoa; Chordata; Testudines; Testudinidae. The record is from RefSeq and is a predicted model, not a curated record. Gene Ontology annotation, biological process: positive regulation of excitatory synapse assembly; filopodium assembly.
CCUGGUUGCUUCUGUGGAUACAGACUAACAUGGCUCCCCCCGAUACUUAGGCCUAGGAAUCCCUCAUCUGGGUAGAGCAAAUUAGGAACUGCAAAAUUGUUGCUUUUUGCCUGUUUACUGCUGUCACUCUUCCAAGAACACAAGAUGGUAGCUGUUUUUGAGACUAACUUAUACCUAUAGUCAUUACUAGCUAGUAUAUGGCUUCACAGGACUUCAGCCCAGAAUCCCUAGCACGGGCGCUGGUACAAUUUUUAUAGUGGGGGUGCUGAGAGCUAUUGAACCAAACUGUAAACCCUGUAUAUGAUGGAAACCUCUUCAAGCCAGGUGGUGUAGCAGCACCCCUAGUUCCAGCACCUAAGAUCCCUAGGUACACAGAUAAUGAACUCUCUUCUCAUUCCUGAAGGUGCUCCCUCCAGUUAGAGCUAAGGUCUGCUGUUGGAUGUGUGCAGGGAAACUUGCAUUGCUGUUGCCUAAACUGCACCUCUUCUGUGAUCAGAGGACUUCAAUCUCUAGGGCUGGCAAAGCCAAUCUGGUGCCUUUUGUGACUUUUAAAUGCCACGAGGAAAAGAAAAUACGAGCAAGAGAACAAAAGAAUCCUACUUUUGGCCCAGUUCUGCAAACCCUUCACUCAUGCAGGUCAUCCCGUCACAGUCAACGGCAUGACUUGUGAGAGAAAGGAUGGAUUAUUCUGCCACCUGCUGAGGAGUCCCUUACCCGUGAAACAGCCAAAAUGAAUAAGGGUGGGAGACUGGGGUCUUCAGUGUUUGAGAGUUUUCAGGAUCAGGUCCCAAAUGUGUAUCAAGCUUAAUUUCAGUAUGGAAAAACUCAUCCUGAUUGUAGUUACUGUUUAUAUUACCAUAGUGAGUAGGAGGCCUAAUCAUAGACUAGAAUCCCAUUGUGCUAGGUGCUGUAGACAGGACAAAAGGACAGUCCCUGCCCCCAGGAGCUUACAAUCUAAGUAACUCAUGAAGCGCUUUCUUAUUAAUUUCUGGAGAAAGCGGAAACAACGACCCAUGAGUGGUGGAGUGAAAAACAGUCACUCAUCUCUGUGGGAGAAGGUGCACUGGAGGUUGGGUGGUUCUGUUGCACUCUUUGAUCAUGCAUGUGUGGAGGAACACAGAGCCACUGUUGUACAGGCUUGCUCAUGUUAUUUAUAUCACCCUGUGAGUUCCUGGAUAUUACAGUAAAACAAUCCAGUGUGCCUAGAAAUAAAAGGAACAGCAGCCUCACUUGAGAUUUGUCUUCUGAGGUUCUCUAAGGGGAGUCCCCCCAAAGGGUGUCUGAACCUUGGGCCUUGAUGGGGUGGAGGGCAGAGUUAGAGGUCUAUAGCAGGACAUUAUGCCCCAUAUAAUCUGUUUCCCUGCCACUGUGAUGUAUUUCCUCCCAGACAAAGGAACUGGCACAAACUUUUCCCUGAUCUAACUCCACUGAAGUCAGCAGAGUUCCACUAGGGAUGAAUGUGGCCCAGUUCUAAAGCGGUGAUGAUGGAAUAGUGCAUAGUAACGGAGCAGCAUUGCUGGCUCCUCUGCAGAACUGCCAAUUAGAUGCUCAUUUCCUGGGUGUAUUACAACCUAGCUCUGCAAAGUAGUUCCUCUUCUCAUUGCCGCCCUCAGCCAAAUGCAUCUUAAAUCAAUACCCGAGGAUCACAGGGUGUGAGCAAUGGGAGAAGCCUAUUGCUUAUGUGUGUGCUUUGUGUGUGGCUGGCAGAACAAUCUCAGGCUCCGGCAGAGACAAAGAGUGUGAGAACUGGUUUAGUCAGAGCCUGCAACCAGCUGAACUGGGUCUGCCCUAGGAUCAGUGGCAGCAAGCAGCUCAGGAGAAGGAGAGAGGCCUGAUAGCUCUGAGCCAGGCAGCCCUCGGAGCCGGUCAUGUAGACCCAGAUACCAUAUUAAAUGCAACCCCCUGGGUUUGCUCUUCUCUCUAAUGAGACCUCUACAGGGCUGCAGGAGACAAGGCAUCAUUUUGGGGAUCGUGAUCCUCUGCCUGGCUGCUGGGUGGGCUCUACAGACCCAAGGAGGAGUAUCUUUACUAGUCCCGCAACCCAACAUAAAUGCCACCGUGGCACAAAAUAUUCUCCUCUCUGUUGAAUAUACUUGCAAAGGCAUAGUCUCCAUUGAGUGGAAGCAUGUGUCGAGUUGGGGCACCAACAAAAUUGUGGAGUGGAAACCGGGGAGCUAUACUAACAUAUCCAAAAGUUACAAGGACCGAGUGAACAUUUAUGAAAACGGCUCUAUACAGCUUCUGAAUGUAGGCGUGAGAGAUGCUGGCUAUUAUGUUGUCACCAUAACAGAAGAGCUGGGAACCAACAUCUACGGCACCAUUGUAUUAAGUGUCUAUGAGAUUAUCUAUGAAGAUUUACAUUUUGUAGCUGUCUUCUUUGCAUUUCUCAUUGCUGUGUCUGCAGUUUUAGUCUGCUGCAUGUGGUUCUGUAAUAAAUCUGUGCAUCUAUUCCAGAAUAAGAGAGACAAGCUUAAAGCAAGAACAGCUGAAGAGAUAGAACUGCAAACCAUUGAGUGUUAGCCAAGAACAUUUCAUAACAAAUAACAUUUCUACCUCAAGAAAAAAUAAUGUAAAGGAAAGGGGGGAAAACCCACAAAAGGUAAAGUUUUUAUACAAUCUUUUUUUAACAUGACUGAUAUAGAAACUUCCUGACUUGCAAAUAAGACGUCAGUUGGAGAUGGAAUCAGACCUGCAUGUAUGGAGCCUCUUGCAAGUGUGAAGAUUUCAAUUCUUCCAUUUACAGCGGACAAGGUCAAAGUGAACAGAAAGCUUCCUUUGUUGAGCAUGGGGACUGUUCAUAGGCUAUAUCAUAAGAUCUUUAGCCUGGAUCUCUUUCAAAAAAACAAGCCAAUCAAGCUACUUUGGCUACAUAAUAUUGGGAAAUAUAAAGAGGACUUGCUUAGGGUCUUAACGGACAUUUGUUUUGCUAAUGAGUAUCCCAGUUAGUGCAAGUUUCCCUUCAUAAAUAGGCAGCAGACUAGACCUCAGCCUUCUUCAACAUGCUGCAAAUGUGCAUUAAUGUAUUAAAUUAUUAAUUUUAAAGUAAAUGAAGGACAGUAUACUGUAUACCGCAUAUUAUGCUGCUAUCUUCAAGCCAAAGAAUUUGCUGAAGCCUCCGAAGACUAUUAUAAUUCGUCAUGAGACAAAAGUGAAUUUGAGCCAAUGACCCCAUGGCUGAAAUUCCAUCUCUCAGUAUGUUUAUGAUUGUUUACAUUGUCCUAUGAUAUUAAUGCAAACUUACCAAUUGUAUAGAAACUUCUUAAACAAUGAACAAUGCAAAUAUACAGAAGGUGACACCGUCAAUAGACUAUGAUUAGAACUGUCAGAAAAGUUCUGGUGGGGUCAAAAAGUGACAUGGAGCUUAAUCCAGAGAAGUAAAGAGCGCCAUGGAUUCCACAAACUCAGGCCAGGGAAGGAUUGAGUCUAUCUUGUUUGGGAGAGCUGCUUAACAAGAUGGUGUUGCUUUUUUCAGAAUUUCUUUUAAAUGGCAGCAAAGCCUCUUUUGCUUUUAUUUUUUGUAAGCAAAUUUUAAAUGAACUAACGACUACCUGUCUGUAUCUGGUUGCUGCACUUAAGGUUAUCACAUAGGUCUUCUGUGUGGAGUAAUUUGGCUUUUUGAAACAGAAAGCACUAGUUUGUUUACUUAAGUAAGUUUGAAAGCAUUAAGCUCUAAAUUAUCUUGUUUUUGUAAGAAGAGAGGAAUAUUAUAUGAAAUAAACCUUGAAAAUG